AUGCAAGCAGGAGGUGGUAGUGGCCCGGAUCCAGCUGUGAUGGCUGCCAUCGAACGGGGCAAUGCAGUGGUUUUUCUAGAUGUAGCAAUGGGAGAGGGAGAUGCCAUGUCACCACUGGGUAGGAUCAAGUUGGAGCUUUUCGUAAAUGAUUGCCCCAAAACAACCGCCAAUUUCAAGGCAUUCUGUACAGGUGAACACAUGGAGAAUGCUCAACCAAUUGGCUACAAAGACUCAUCCUUCCACCGGGUCAUCAAGGGAUUCAUGGUACAGGGCGGUGAUUUCAUCAACAACGACGGAACUGGUUCCAAAUCCAUCUAUGGAACCGCAAACUUUGCAGAUGAAAACUUUUUGCACAAACAUGACAAGCCAGGAGUGCUGAGCUCAGCCAAUUCUGGACCCAAUACAAAUGGUUGCCAGUUCUUCAUUACCUGUGCAAAGGCAGAUUGGCUGGACGGAAAGCAUGUUGUCUUUGGCAAAGUCUUGGAUGCCCCAUCAAUGCUCACUGUCCGAAAGUGUGAAGCAGCACCGGUCCAUGGAGACAAACCGAGAAUGCCUCUUCGAAUAGUGCAGUGCGGCGAGCUCUAA
This is a messenger RNA of Seminavis robusta, 585 nucleotides long. NCBI's taxonomy places the organism in Eukaryota, Bacillariophyta, Bacillariophyceae, Naviculales, Naviculaceae. The record is from the annotation of a GenBank genome assembly.